ACUUCAAAGGGUCCUUUGUGCACUUCGGAGACCGCGAACAAGUGAUUUGCCUUUAAAUCACGCGUUAAUUUAUGGAACUAGUGCUUAAAGCAGCGCGGUACCGCACGGUAUUUAAUAGACGCUUCACGACUCACGAGCAUACGCUACAAUGGCGUCUUGGAAAAUAAGGAGAAGGUUGUUAAUUAUACUAAGUUCUUUCACAUGCAUUACUUUAAUACACUGCAGAAGUCUGCAACAGUUUUCUGGAACCGAAAAAACGAACGAUGAAGGUGGCGACGAUAUUUCAGAACAAUUUAUGUCCGACCACAAUUUUGUGCCCUUAGCUGAUUUUGACCAUCUUAGUUACGAUGCUGGAGUUUCAGUUCUUCUGAAGCAGCCUGGGAUGCCAUGUCUCCAAAUUUGAGGUGUGGCGACGAUCUUAUGAAGUUAAAACUCAGUGGUCCAGAAGUAGCAAAUGUUGAACUCUGUCGAGGUAAUGGGGUGCCUGUUCCUCUCACUCAGUUGCCACCUCACUGUGGACACACCACACUCACUUAUGGAGGUCUUGUUUAUGCUACUCCCUAUGAUGGAUGUGGUGUUGUGCAACAGGAAGGGUAUUAUGUGAUGCAGAUACAGUGGCAGGGAAACUCAGCAGACCUUUCUUGUCCUAUGACCUCUACCACUGCAGAUGAAACCUUCCUGGGACCUCAUCCUCCUGAAUAUCUGCACAUUCUGCUGCCUCCCUUUUCUCCUGAAACACCAAGUCCAGAAGCACCUGCAAUGCCACAAGCGUCUGAUACUGUAACAUUGAAACCAUCACCUCCUUGGUACCCUCAAGUAUAUCCGCAAGGGUUUUGGCCUUUCCCUCAUUAUCUUUAUCCUGGAAGGGUUUAUUCCAUAGCUAAGCAAACAGAGAAACCUGUUACAACUACCCUAGUUGCCAAAGCACCAACUGAAGAGCCUCAACCUCCCAAAUACCCCCAGAUGUCUUGGCCACACUACUACCACCCUGAUUACCUCUAUCAUGGCAGACCAAAGCCCGCUGAGAAACCUGUCACUAUCCUGGUUACCCUUAUGGUGACCCAAAACCCACUUUGA
Molecule: messenger RNA, 1077 nt
Organism: Sinocyclocheilus rhinocerous
Lineage: Eukaryota; Metazoa; Chordata; Actinopteri; Cypriniformes; Cyprinidae
Product: extensin-like
Exons: 4
Coding region: 388-1077 (229 amino acids)
Source: RefSeq, a predicted model, not a curated record